Molecule: messenger RNA, 1191 nt
Organism: Sardina pilchardus (European sardine)
Lineage: Eukaryota; Metazoa; Chordata; Actinopteri; Clupeiformes; Clupeidae
Gene: nr2e1
Product: nuclear receptor subfamily 2, group E, member 1
Exons: 9
Coding region: 1-1191 (396 amino acids)
Biological process (GO): negative regulation of transcription by RNA polymerase II; cell differentiation; anatomical structure development
Molecular function (GO): nuclear receptor activity; RNA polymerase II cis-regulatory region sequence-specific DNA binding; zinc ion binding
Source: RefSeq, a predicted model, not a curated record
AUGAGUAAGCCCGCCGCUUCAACAAGUGGCUGCUUGGACAUUCUGAAUGUCAAAUCAAGUCGAAUCUUGGACAUCCCCUGCAAAGUGUGUGGUGACAGGAGCUCUGGUAAGCACUAUGGCGUUUACGCCUGCGAUGGAUGUUCGGGAUUUUUCAAGAGGAGUAUUCGCAGGAACAGGACAUACGUUUGCAAGUCCGGCACGCAGGGGGGAUGUCCAGUGGACAAAACGCACAGAAACCAGUGCAGAGCGUGCCGUUUGAAAAAGUGUCUUGAAGUAAACAUGAAUAAAGAUGCCGUGCAACAUGAAAGAGGUCCCAGGACAUCAACCAUCCGGAAGCAGGUUGCACUCUACUUCAGGGGCCACAAAGAGGUCAACGGAUCCUCAGCUCAUUUCCCGCCCUCCUCCAUACCGGGCCCGCCGUUCUUCACCACGGUCACGCAGAUCGAGCCACACAACCUGGAGAUGAGCGCAGUCUCCAGCACGCCAGAGAGACAAACCAUCGUGGGACUAGCGCAGCCAACACCCAAGUAUCCUCACGAAGUCAGCGGCACGCCAAUGUACCUGUAUGAGGUCGCGACUGAGUCGGUGUGCGAGUCGGCAGCACGUCUCCUAUUCAUGAGCAUCAAGUGGGCCAAGAGUGUCCCGGCCUUUUCAACGCUGCCAUUACCGGACCAGUUGAUCCUCUUAGAGGACGCGUGGAGAGAACUAUUUGUUCUGGGCAUUGCACAAUGGGCGAUCCCGGUGGAUUCCAGCACCCUGUUGGCAGUGUCUGGUAUGACUACGGAAAAUACCGAGUCACAGCGGCUCAAUAAGAUCAUCGCCGAGAUCCAGGCCCUUCAGGAGGUGGUCACACGCUUCAGACAGUUGCGGCUAGACGCGACUGAAUUUGCCUGUCUCAAGUGCAUUGUGACAUUUAAAGCCGUCCCCACUCAAGGUAACGCGGAGAUAAGGACUUUCCGCAACGGUAGUGCCAUAGCGGCCCUUCAGGACGAGGCGCAGCUGACGCUUAAUAGUUACAUCCAUACCAGAUACCCCACGCAGCCUUGCCGGUUUGGGAAACUCCUGUUGCUCCUCCCUGCUUUGCGCUCGGUCAGCCCGUCUACCAUCGAGGAGGUGUUCUUCAAGAAGACCAUCGGGAACGUCCCUAUCACACGACUGCUAUCAGACAUGUACAAAUCCAGCGACAUCUGA